UCGGGACGCGCGCUCCUCCCGACUCUGCGCGCCUGGUACUUUAGUGAUCAUUGUGUGUGUGUUUUUGUGAUUUUUUUUGUGUAUUUUUGACAAUUUUGCGAAUAAGUUUUUGCUACAAUAAAUUUGGUUUCCGGAAAAUAACAUAGGAUUUUGGUACUACAUUUCAUCAUGCCAAGAUAAGAAGCCACAAUGGAUUGGCAGUGACAACAAUGACAGCGAGUCUGACUAUAAAGACACAAAUAUGGUGCUUGGUGGGAGUGGUGACAGUGGUGAUGGGAGCGGUGGUGGGCCUGAACGGGGACCACGUGUGUGUGGUGCAGCAGAAAUACAACAUAACGAAGCGCGUGAAGUACCGCGCUCCGAUGUCAGUGCGGACGUACGAGUGGUGCUUCUCCAUGCCGCCGAGAUGCUCCAAAUGGAGCACAGAGAUGCGGGACCUUACUAGACUCGAGACGGAGGAGCGAACAGCAGAGGUGGCAGUAUGCUGUCCCGGAUACAAAAUGAAGGAUGUAUCCUGUGUGUCCAUCUGUCCGGCAGGGAGGACCGGCAGCGGAUGCUCUGAGGAGUGUCCAAAAAACAAAUGGGGACCUAAUUGCGUGAACGAAUGCAAAAGAUGCACAGAACAAGGCACCUGUUCGGCGGUCACAGGAGAAUGUCGAUGCCAGGGUGGAUGGCAAGGUGAGAGAUGUGAAGUGAGACAAACUACUCCUGCAACGAUGGAGGAACUAUCAGUUACUAAGCCAGUUAAUAUAUCUACCUCAGGACCUGUUCAUGAAAGAACUACUAUGAUUAGCACAACUGGAACAACAACUACAAAAGCACCAAUUAUUACAACAGUGAGGAUUCCAAUCACGGCAGCUACAACAACAACAACGUUGCCUACAACUCCUAAACCUACGACAACAAGUACAACAACAACUAGCACAAGUACUACUACUACUUCUACAACUAUGAGACCUGUUGCAACGACUUUAUUGACAAGCGCCCCAACAUCCACAGUAGAAACCACUAUACAGUCAUCAAAGAGUGCUACUGUAGAAGCUAUAUCGAAUAAAGAGUCAACGAGAACUACUAAACAUACAAAUUGGAAUAACGUGACUUUGACACCUUGGGUUUUAUCAACAGAUAAAUCUGUACCUCCGACAAUGAUGCCGUUUACCACGGUUAGUCCAAUUUUCAUUAAAACAACUUUUACUAAAAAUGCUGAAACUAGUACAGAUUUCAUUAAAGGAACGACUGCUAAAAUAUUACCGUCAAAGACUGAGCAUUUAGAAUUGCCAUCGCAAUCGACUAAUAUAUUUGAAAUGUCAACAAUGAGUUUGAGGACUGCUAAACCUAUCUUAAUAACAGAGCCCACAGUCAAGGAAGCUACAAGAAGACCAGAAACGACUAUCAAAAUCUAUCCAACAACAAUCAAGUUUAAACCAAAAGAAAUUUGGAUUAAGCCAGCACAAAAAGAACCGGAGCAUAUAACGGCUGUGAUGGACAAGCCAGAUCGGUCAUCGGUGGACUUGAUAUCGGUGAUCAGUAUAGCAGGCGGGGUGAUGAUGACGGUGAUCACCGUGGCGGUGGUGAUCGUGAUGCUGGAGCGGUGCAGGCGCCCGCGGUAUGAGGAUAAGAUGAACAGCAUCAGGAUGGAAGUGAUGAUUGAUAAUAAUGAUGGGCCGCCGCCGUAUGUGAGGAACAUCUUCAAUACGCCGUUGCCUGAGCCACCGCGGGCUGAAAAAUGCCAUUAUCAGCCAAUCUCAACUUUGGACAGGAACUUGAAACAAUUUAUGAGGCCAGUGGUUGUUCAAACAAUUUCUCCUAUGAUGUUGGAAAACUUUAGGGGAAUUCUAGAAUGCCAUUACGACCACUUGCCUCGAAGAAGCGUCGAGUAUCCAACAUUACAGGCGCGUUGUUCAGCAGCGCCAUCUCUGAGCGGUUGUGAUGAACUACGUCAACAGCGACCUGACUCGCUCGCCGAGUCUACUAUAGAAGCGCUCAAAUGUGAAGCAAAGCUAGACGUAAUUGAUAACACCACAUCUGAACCUUUGUAUGCUGAAAUACCAUGCUGGAGACCACCAUCAGAACACGCAAUUGAGGUCGUCAAUUUGAACGGAGAAGCUGUAACCGAAUUAUGACUUAAGAGCUACCAAGCAUAGAAGCUAGUUUCACUACUGCCCGUUAGAUGGCGCAAAAAUAAAUACAAGCGUUAUCCCAAAGAUUUUAUUUAAGACGAUUUUAAAAUAAUGAUUGAUGUUUUAUGUGGUUGUUUUGUGAAAAUUAAAUGCGUGUGUGAUUAAUAGAGUUUAAUAAUGUGAAGAUAGUUGUUUUUAACUGAACAUAUUAAUCGUAAUAAAAUGUGCGAUAUGAA
Molecule: messenger RNA, 2356 nt
Organism: Leguminivora glycinivorella
Lineage: Eukaryota; Metazoa; Arthropoda; Insecta; Lepidoptera; Tortricidae
Product: cell wall integrity and stress response component 3-like
Exons: 9
Coding region: 210-2123 (637 amino acids)
Molecular function (GO): protein binding
Source: RefSeq, a predicted model, not a curated record